Messenger RNA from Effrenium voratum, 3129 nucleotides. The record is from the annotation of a GenBank genome assembly. Lineage: Eukaryota; Dinophyceae; Suessiales; Symbiodiniaceae.
GAGAAAGGAGGCACGUGUGCGACAGUCUCGUUUUUUAUUUAUGGCAGAUAACAGGCACAUUGAUUGCCUGUCUAAGCAGGGGGCACAAAGCAAUGCCUGAACUGGUCUUUGGAUCUGUCCUUAUGAAAGAGCUGGGCCCAGUGGCUCAGGCUGCCCGCGCGCUGGGAAUAAUUUCGUAAAGGGUCUUUGCCCGAGACCUGGUCAACUGCGUGUGUGUGUGUGUGUGUGUGUGUACGUGAGGGCGGGCGUGCGGGCGCGCGCGCGUGCACGCGCCUGCUCGUGCGUGAGCGCUUGCUUGCAAGCUUGCGCACGUGCGUGCUUGCGCGGGUGUGUUUGUGUGUGUGUGUUUCCGGGGGCAUGCGCGCGUCCUUGUGCGUGUCUGUGUGUGUGCGUAUGCGUGUCUGUGUGUGCGUGUGUGUGUUUGUGUGUUUGUGUGUGUUUGUGUGUGUGUGUGAGUGCGUGUGUUUGUGUGUGUGAGAGUCUGCGUGUGUUUCAACGCAGAUCUUCUAUAGGUCCAUUAUUCUAGAAUCGUUGCGACCUGAUUUGGACACAGUGCCUUCGUCUAGUCACUUGUUUGUGGCGAUAGCGCCGGCCCGUAGCGACGCUGGUAAGCGGCAGGGGGCCUGGGCGCAAGCCAACCUGGUGACCCACAACACCUGCGUUUCUGCCUGCAGCAAGGCGGCUGGGUGGCCUCAGGCUCUUGGAGUGCUCCAUGAUAUCACCGCUGAUCUCAUCAGCUACAACUCUGUCACGAGUGGCCUGGGCAAGGCGCUUCUCUGGCAAGAAGCGAUGCAGAUGCUGGGCUCCUUGCAGGCAAACAGCCUGGUGGCGGACGGCUUUAGCUACAGCGCCGUGAUCCACACAUGUGGGUUGGCAGGACUUUGGCUGCAGGCCUGUGCACUGGCAGCCGUUUGCCCCCGCGACGGGGUGGUGCGGAACUCAGCGCUGGAGGCCUGUGCCAAAGGCAGCCAAUGGCGCGCUGCCUCGCAGCUGUUCCUGGGCCAGCCGGAGCGGCCGUCCAGGGGCAGGUUCGUGGGCCUUUUCAAGGCCCUGUCUGGCGCGCGGCAGUGGGCCCGGGCCUUGUGCCUCCUACAGGAAGCCGGAGAGGAGUUUGGCGACACGAUUGCCUGGAACACUGUGACCCGCUGCGCCUUGGAAGCAGAUGCUUGGCCUGCCGCCCUCGCAGUGCUGGCGCACAUGGAGCUACAGUUGCUUCGCACGGACACCAGGAUGUAUGCCGAGACGCUGGGUACCUUGGGCAGAAACACGCAGUGGCAGCUUUGUUGGUCCCUCUGCCAAACCUGCCAGCCAGACAUGUACAUGUGCACAACAUCAGCCACCGCGGCCCUGCGGGCGGGCAGCUGGCAAGCGGUCUUCUGGCAGUUUCAGUUGGGCGGCUCGCAGUUCGAUGCGGUUGCUCGCAACUUGGCCAUCAGCGCCUGUGACACGGGGAGUCAAUGGUGGGGAUCUUUUGGCAUUCUGGACUCGUUUGAAGUGUACGAGCUGGAGAUAGACGUUGUCACUUUGACCUCUGUCAUGAGCGCUUGCGAGAAAUCAGCUCGUUGGCCCCACGCUGUUUGCCUCUUUCGCCAACUUGCCGACCUUGAUCUCGCUGCCACCGAUGUGACGUAUGGUGUGGCUGCCAGUGCCUUUGCCAAAGGCAAGUGCAUCAAAGCUGCAUCACGGACGCUUGGGACCAUGUGCAGGCAACGCAUGUCCGCAACAAUUGCCUACAACGGAGUGCUCAACGCCUGCUCAACAUUCACAGACUGGAAAACGGCCUUGGCCGUGUACAGACAGUCGCAAUCGAAGGGUGUGCACCCUGAUGAUGCAUCGCAUUUGUCUGUCCUGAGCACAUGUGGCACAGCCGGCCAGUGGCAAGCUUCAAGCCAUUUUUUGCAGAUUGAAGCGAAGGCUCGCGAAGCCAAUCGCGUGAUGCAGCUCAAUACGGUCAUCGAUGCUUGUGUGCCCUUCCGAUGGGCCCGGGCGUUGGCGCAGCUGCGGGGUCUGCCGCAGCAGCUUGUCCAAGGCAGUCAUGUGACCUACGCGGUGGUUCUUUCGGAGUUGCCUUGGCGCAUGGCCUUGUUUUUGCUGGAGCCAGGCGAAGUAGUGGAGGUGCAGCAUAGUGCGCUGAGGGCGGCACAGCGAGGAACAGCGUGGACCCAGCAAUUGGCUUUGCUUCGGCCAGGCGACAGUAUUGCCUUCAACCUGCUGCUCAAAGCGUUGCCGUGGCAGAAGGCCUUGCUCCGGCUUCAAGGAGACCGCCGCCUGGAUGUGUACAGCUACAGCGCGGUGAUCUCCACAUGCGCGGAAGCGGCACAGUGGCAGCACGCCCUGCAGCUCGUGGCCUUCAUGCAGCAAAAGGAGGCCCACUGCGCGCAGUGGCAAGAUUACUGGCCGAAGAGUGAGACGCACAAAGCAGACCCACCGCACUCUGUUUUUUUUACCCCGGGCUUCGUGGCUUGUCAGGAGUUGCGCCCCAGCCAACACAUUUACUCGCAAGUGCUCGCGCUGCUGCUUCGGCAUAGGCAAAAAGUGCUGCGGCAGUUUCCUCACAUCAGCUUCCGGCACGCCAGUGUCAUGGUGAACUUCGGCAAGACCCCAGCAGCGGCCCCUGCAUCGACUUCGCGGACCGCGCAAUCCCAAGUCACUGCGCCACCCAAGGACCUGCGACCACGCGCGUCCGCCGUGGCGAAUAUUGAUUCCAGCCACCGCAUCGGGACCGUGACGGAGGCAGGAAGCGCCGCACUCAUUCGCAGGUCGGUCUCCGAGUCUGGCGGCUACUAUUUAAGCGUCAUCUCUUCAGUGCCAAGGAGCUUCUGGAAGGCCCGGGGCGGGGAAGGAGGUCCCAGCUACAAGCUGCAGCUCACGCGCCGCAGCAAGAGGGUCAACAGUUCGGAGGACAAGUGCGAAGUCAUGCUGCCCGUGGCCUUCCCGGAUGAAGGCACCUUUGAAUGGCUGGACAGCUUCAUCGAGAAGAAUCCUCAGUACACAGAGCUCAGUGACAGGAAGCUCAUGGAGUGGGCGGUGGCAAGUGGCCUGAACCGACCCAAAGUGGGACCCAACGCCCGGAGGCCCAUUGCAGACGUGGCCAGCGAAGAGGAAGAAGGCUUGGAUGCCAAAUGCUAA